This is a messenger RNA of Rhodamnia argentea, 5009 nucleotides long. RefSeq lists its product as uncharacterized. The transcript has 10 exons. Gene Ontology annotation, molecular function: protein kinase activity; ATP binding; protein binding. The record is from RefSeq and is a predicted model, not a curated record. The coding region runs from base 381 to 4712 and encodes 1443 amino acids. Gene Ontology annotation, cellular component: cytoplasm. Lineage: Eukaryota; Viridiplantae; Streptophyta; Magnoliopsida; Myrtales; Myrtaceae. Gene Ontology annotation, biological process: signal transduction; protein phosphorylation.
UUUCAAGAAAACAGAGACAAUUGAGGAGAAGGCGACUGCGGAUAUUCCCCUGAAUUUUCCCGGAGAGGUGGUAGUAAGAGACGACGCAGAGAGAGAGAGAGAGAGAAUCAAAGCCCUAAGGUUGAGCUCUUAUCUGCUCUAGUGGAUCGCUCGAGCACUGUUCUCUGCCGACUGAACUCCGCCUCUCUCUUCUUCUUCUUCUUCUCCCCGCGGUUAAAUCUGCUCCGUCUCAAUUGGGUUUGGUGCAGUGUUGCGAGAACUGUCCAGAAUCUGAAUGUAAAUAGGAGGAAUCGAAUAAGGGAAGUCGUAAUUUGUUAGGGGAAAAGAGAAACUCGCUUUUGCUGAAUCGGAUUGUGUUGUGCUGAGUAUUGGUUAGAAGAAUGGCAUUUGACCAAAGCUCGGUCCCCAUGGAUCUAAGACCCCUCAACUUGGCUCGGACCACGGCCGAGGAGCCCCGCAUUGCCCAGCCCACAACUGCCACCCGGAAUGCGGAAGGGUUUUUCGUUAACCCUGCUCACGAGGCCAGUAGCCCUCAGUCGAUACCGGUCUUCUAUCCGGCAACGGUUCCGGACGUCGGAUACGGAGGCUUGGGAUACUCAACUGGUGCGCCUGGUGUUGCUGCGUGGUAUCCUCGUGCACCAGUUCCUUACGGGCAUAUGAGUGUAAAUCCAGCUGUCGGGUUUGGUUAUAACCCUAGUCUGGUGAGUAAAGUAGGAGGAAAUGCCAUUGAUCAGAAUGGUAACGAGGCAGUUCCAGGGUUUGGUCAAGGCCCUUAUGUAGGGAACAGGAUUGUCAGCAAUGCAGUGGAUCAGGUCGGAGGUCAAAUUGUGAAUCGGAGUGGUUCUGGCGGGAAUUUGGUUGGAAGGGACAGCGGGAAUGUGGAAGAGCAGGUUAGUAAUGAUUCAGGAAUUGGCCGGAGGCCCCAUUUGAGCAACCAAGUUAGUGGAAGUGGGGUUGGUCAGCCGAGUGAAGAAGGGGGUGAGGAUUCGGUGUCAGGAAAGAAAAUUAAAUUCUUGUGUAGUUUUGGGGGUAAAAUCUUACCUAGACCAAGUGAUGGUAUGUUGAGAUAUGUAGGAGGCCAAACAAGAAUCAUCAGUGUCAGGAGAGAUGUGAGCUUUAAUGAGUUAGAGCAGAAGAUGGUGGAUACUUAUGGGCAGCCAGUUGUUAUUAAGUACCAGCUCCCUGAUGAGGAUCUUGAUGCUCUAGUUUCAGUUUCAUGCCCUGAUGAUCUUGAUAAUAUGAUGGAAGAGUAUGAGAAGUUGGUUGAGAGGUCUUCAGAUGGUUCAGCUAAGAUGCGAGUUUUUCUUUUCUCUGCUUCUGAGCUUGAUUCUUCAGGAAUUCAGUUUGGGGACUUGCACAGUAGUGGGCAGAGAUAUGUUGAAGCAGUCAAUGGUAUGAUGGAUGGUAUGGGCAGUGGCAUUACUAGGAAAGAGAGUAUAGCAAGUGCAACAUCCACGCAAAAUUCUGAUUUUAGUGGUAAUGAAGCUGUUGAUAGUGCAGUUCCUAUCCAAGCAGAUUUAAGUGGGGCACCGUCGACCAGCAUGUUAUCUCCUGGAGGAAAUGUAGCCACCUCUAGUGAUACUUCAAAAUUGUUUUUUGUUGAUCAAAACCCUACGACCUAUGCUGAUGAUUCUUCUGCAACUGUCGGCAUUCCAGCAGUCAAGUCCGGCCCUCUCCAAGCAUCAUCUUUACAACCGGAGAUUGAGAAAUCCGUGCCACCGAGACCAUUGGUUUAUGAUAUGCAGCAAGCAGGAGGAGGAAUUCCUUCAGCUUCACCUUACCCGCAGGGUUAUGUGGAUCAGCGCAAGGAGAACAUCAACCACACCGAUUAUGUUCCAGUGCCUCCUUUGAUGGGUUUUUCAAAUCAUCAUCUGUUGGGAACAUCUGGGCCUGUGUAUACCCAACAACAGUUCUCUGAGAGUGCUAUCAGUGGUAAUUCACAUCAGUUCAUGUCUCCCGUGCAUAUGACAAUGGUUCCCGCUUCUUCGCAGGUGGGUUUGAGGCCAACUGUAGUUCAGCCGUUACUUCAUCCUCAACAAACUCAGUUGGGGCAUGAUGGAACAUCUGGACAGAGGUUGUUUCUCCUUCCUGUUGAGCCAAAUCACAACGCAUAUCAAGUCCAGGCACCUCCUGCGAUGGUUGGUGGUGCUUAUGGUUGGCAUCAAGUGUAUCCCUCAGGACAUGUAGUUUACUCUGAUGGAUCAACAACCAAUCAGCAGGCUGAGAAUGUUCAGAGGUUUGAUGAAUGCAUUAUGUGUCAAAAGGCCUUGCCUCAUGCACAUUCUGAUACCUUGGUGCAGGAACAAAAGGACAGUACUACUGGUCAUAUAACGGUUUCAAGCUCAGUUUACCACAGUCUCCGCCUGGAAGACAAUGUACAAUCUUGGCCAAUGAGCAGGGUCAUGGUAACUGGAACCCCAGGGGAUGGUCUAAUUGAUCCAGGAAAUGGCACUCAACCUAAAGUUUCUGCUCACAAGGAAAAGCUUCCAGAAGAUUUGCAGGCAAGACAUGAAAAUCAGAGGGCUGCUUUUCCAAAAGUGGACUAUCCUGAUUCUAGGAAGCAGGGCUUUGUUGGCAAUGACCAGUCCCCAUUUGGUGCAUUCAUGGGUGUUGUUCCAGAGGCUUCUCCUGAAAUAGGUGUCCAGCAGCAUUUUAUCCCGGCUAAAAGCCAGCUUAAACCGGAGGCCAUGGCUAGCAAGCCAGUUACUGCCGAUUCUUGUCCUGUAGGAGGCAAACCUGUUCAGUCAUCUGAACACCAGGUUCAUGAAUCUUCAGAAGAAUGUUCUCCAUUUCCUGGUGUCGAAUCUAGAGGAGAUAAUCUGGACUAUUCCAUUUCCAUGGAUCCUGUAAAACCCAUUGAUAAGAGAAUGGAAACUUUACUGAUAAGCCCCCCUCAGAUGCCUGCCAUUGUUGAGCAUAGUAAGUUGCCAAGUGAAGAACAAAGGAAGGCAGACAUAUUAAUGCAAAAGGUACAGCAAAAUCUGAAAGCGGGCGUUUUCCCCGAUGCUUCCUAUAUGUUUCCUCAGACUACUCAAGCCACAAUUUCCGAGACAUCUGCUGUUUCGGCACCUGAAAUUCCUUAUUUGCAUGACUUUCGACCGGUGGAAUUUCAAAACAUGUCUCAGCCACCUAAUGUUGGUAUUCCAAGAUCAAAUUCACAAUCCAGGAUGGUUAUUCAAGCAGAACCUGAAGGUGUCUAUCAUGGCAACCCUGUGUUCUCUGGGGUUGGCUUGGCCUCUGUGACUGAGGGAAUUUCUUCUAGUGCUCCAUGGAACAACGAUGCUUCUAUAUUCCAGCCAAUGAAUGUUCCUGGUGAAAUUGGAACUAUAAACUUGAAUGGUAGGACUGAUGAUUUCCAGGAUCCUUCAAAGUCACUUUUCAUAAACCAGGAUCCCUGGAAUUUGAAUCAUGAUACUCAUUUUCCUCCUCCAAAACCCACCAAAAUUGGACUGAGAAAAGAAGGCCUUGGAGCUAAGGAUCAGUUGUUGGAUAACCGUUCCGGACAGGUCGGAGACUUGAAUGCAGAAGUACAGUUGGAGGAUGAAGUCCAGCAACCUUUCAAUAAUUUCACAAACUACAUCAGUUCAGAACAUUUUCCAUCUUCCAAAGGCUCAGCAGAGGAUCUCAUCAAGCAAGAGCUUCAGAAUGUUGCUGAGGGUGUAGCUGCUUCUGUUCUUCAGUCAACUCUUUCUUCUAAUCCUGACUUAACUGUUUAUGAAGGAAAUGAGUCCACUUGUGAAGCAUACCAGGAGAAAGAUGUGCAGCAAGAAGCUGACACUGAGGAUGCUAAUUCUACAGGGGCAGAGAGGGCGAAUUUCGGAUUUCCUGUAUCAGAUGGCAUUGGUCGCUUGCAAAUAAUUAAGAACAGUGACCUCGAAGAGUUGCGAGAAUUAGGUUCUGGCACCUAUGGGACUGUUUAUCAUGGAAAAUGGAGGGGUACUGAUGUAGCCAUCAAACGGAUCAAUGAUAGGUGUUUUUCCGGGAAGCCCUCAGAGCAAGAGCGAAUGAGAUAUGAUUUCUGGAAUGAGGCAAUCAAGCUUGCUGACUUGCAUCAUCCAAAUGUGGUGGCCUUUUAUGGUGUUGUCGUUGAUGGCCCUGGAGGUUCUGUGGCAACAGUAACGGAGUACAUGGUUAAUGGUUCUUUGCGAAAUGCUUUGCAGAAAAGCGAAAGGAACCUUGACAAGCGUAAGCGUCUGCUGAUUGGAAUGGAUGUGGCCUUUGGUAUGGAAUACUUGCAUGGGAAGAACAUAGUGCAUUUUGAUUUGAAAAGUGACAACCUUCUUGUCAAUCUUCGAGAUCCCCAUCGACCAAUCUGUAAGGUUGGUGAUUUGGGCCUGUCCAAGGUAAAAUGUCAGACGCUGAUAUCAGGUGGAGUACGAGGAACACUUCCUUGGAUGGCACCUGAGCUUUUGAAUGGCAGCAGUAGUCUCGUGUCUGAGAAGGUUGAUGUGUUCUCAUUUGGCAUCGUGAUGUGGGAACUACUGACUGGAGAAGAACCAUACGCGGAUUUGCAUUAUGGGGCCAUCAUAGGUGGUAUUGUGAGCAAUACGCUGCGACCGCCAGUACCGGAAUCCUGUGAUCCAGAAUGGAGAUCCCUGAUGGAGAGAUGCUGGUCAGCAGAGCCAUCAGAAAGACCAAGCUUCACUGAAAUUGCAAACGAACUGCGAUCCAUGUCCCCCAGGAUCUCUCAAAAGAUGCAAAAUCACGCAUAGGUGUUCUAUAUAGUCAAUUGAAAUACAGAGUAUACCGCACAAGCUGGCGUGCAUAGCUGGCUCUUCCUCGUCUUUAUAUGUUGAAUCGUAAAAAUGGGUGAUGUGUUUCUGUGUGAAUGCUAUAAGAAAAGUAGAUUUCAUGAUUAUGUGCUGCCAUUGUCGGCUUCGUGUUUUUUCAAUUUUUUUUUUCCCAAGAUACAUGCUUGACGAGGCUGAGCCUCCAUUCUUUGAUUCUCGAUUGGCUUUUUUGCCGGUUUCGCGUCUUGUUACAGUAUAAUGGAAUGGUCUACUGGCAUU